Messenger RNA from Petromyzon marinus (sea lamprey), 1448 nucleotides. Its product is annotated as sulfotransferase 6B1. Lineage: Eukaryota; Metazoa; Chordata; Hyperoartia; Petromyzontiformes; Petromyzontidae. The record is from RefSeq and is a predicted model, not a curated record. Gene Ontology annotation, molecular function: sulfotransferase activity.
GCAGCGUAGUGCUAUACCCCCCACCCCUACACUCACACAAACCACCCACAUGUCCGCCCAGCCCCUACAAACAUCACUCCCCCCACGCAUAAUUGCUCACAUCCCUUACGACCGAAGCCUCACUCUGUUAUCUGUGCGAGUUGGAUGACUUGCUGCCCGUCUCCCUCUUCACUCGACUAGAGUGCAUUGUGAUCACACACGCGGCAACGAUCACACGUAGCAACUUUACAUGACACGUGCGUUCUCCAUAGGUUAGUUACAUACAUAUCACACACACACACGGUCAGACCGAAAUACACGCGCACACCACACACACACAGUGCCCCAGGCAUAAAGAGACACAGAGAGUCACACACAGACACAAACACAGAGAGCCACAGACUCACACACAAACAGACCACCACUCACACAGUCACACACACAGAGAAAUCACCGCUCACACACAAGUCACACACACGCGGCGACAUGAAUAAAUCCACCACGGAGCAGCUGAACGAGUUCAUGGCCGAGGUGGCCAAGAUCCCAAGAGAGGAGCGACUCGUGGUCAUGGACGGCCUCAAGGUGCCACGUGCCUUGGUGCACGCGGACACCCUGAGAAGGCUGCCCGAUUUCCAGGCUCGACCCGACGACAUCUUGCUGCUCAGCUACCCCAAGUGUGGCUGCAACUGGGUUGUGCGGCUCCUCAUGCAUAUGGUCAAGCUGGCUCACCCUGAGCUGGACAAGGACCCAACGAGCCACCAAGCACACAUCCCCUUGAUUGAGUUCGGGCCCCCGUCAAAGCUGGAGGGCAUGAGCGCCUUCCCCUCGCCGCGAGUCAUCGCCUCGCACAUGCCCAGGGACCGCGUCCCCUCCUCCUUCUUCGCCAACAAGUGCAAGGUGGUGCUCGUCUUCCGAGAGCCGAAGGACACAGCGGUGUCCUUCUACCACUUCUACAACAACAACCCGAGCCUGCCCGGCGUCGACUCCUGGGACAAAUUCUACAGCAUGUUCAUGGAGGGAGACGUCCCGUGGGGUGUUUACCUUGACUACAUCAAGCAGUGGAGCAAUCACUGGGAGGCCGACAACGUUCUGGUGCUCACCUAUGAGGAGCUAAAGGCGGACCUGCCGGGGGAGCUUCAGAAGAUGUCCACCUUCCUGGGGCUGGGUCUGUCCGGGGAGCAGAUCUCCGACGUGGCCGACAACGGCACGUUCAGCGCCAUGAAGGCCAAGGCCGAGGCUGAUAAUCUCAAAUUCGGCAAGGUGGUGUUCCGCAAAGGGGAGGUGGGCGACUGGAAGAACUACUUCAGCGAGGAGCAGCGCGCCGAGCUGGACGCCUCCUACGCCGAGAGCCUCGCCGGGACGUCCCUGGCCAACCGCCUCAACUAUUAGACAAGAGGACGCACGGGGGGACACACGCACGGACACACACACACGCACGGACACACACACACGCACGGGGGGACACACGC